CAGAGCAGAGCAGAGCCGGCCGCCACAGUCGUGCCCUGGAUUGUAAGAGAGAAAGAGAAGCAGCCCUCCUGCGGCCCGUAAGCCCACCACCAUGGACGUCAAACUGCUGGCACUCACGGCUCUGCUGGCCGUGGCCACACAAGUACCAGCCUCCAACGCAAAGCCCAUCAGUCUGGUUGAGCGCUGCUGGUGUCGCUCCACCCUCAACACGGUUCCUCAGCGCUCCAUCAAGGAGCUCAAGUUUCUCCACACACCCAACUGCCCCUUCCAAGUCAUUGCAAAGCUGAAGAGCAACAGGGAGGUUUGCAUCAACCCAGAAACCAAGUGGCUGCAGCAGUACUUGAAGAAUGCCAUUAACAAGGUGAAGAAGUCCAGAAGACGCAAUAACAAGAAAAACUAAACCACAGGAGAAGCCCAUAAGUCGUUGAGCCUGAUGCUCCCAGGUCAAACCUCUAUACCUCACUGUCACUGCUAUGGAUGUAUGCAAACACGCUGUAUGUACCCGUCCACAUUUCUGGACCUGCUUGCAGAACCAGCACUUCACUGCCAAAACCGUGCCGUUCCGAGCACCAUACUGAUCCCUGGAUGUCCGAGCAGUCGCCUCCUACUAUCCAUGUCAGCGCCAAAGUGCAAUUACACCUUGGAAUGCUGGGACGCAUGUUGAUGUCAAAUGCGUGUUGAGUGCUGAGUGAGUGAUGUGAGAAAGAAAGACAAUGAGUGUGUGUGUGUGUGUGUGUGUGUGUGUGUGUGUGUGUGUGUGUGUGUGUGUGUGUGUGUUUGAUUACGUGGACUAACUCUGACUGUGUGCCUGUAUAUAGUAUUUUUCUUGCUUCACACAGCUAUAAAAGGAACAAUGUUAGCUUUCUGUCUCAUGCAAGAUUUCAUGCAAAAACCAUGUCGUGUCAGAUUAACUUUAAAUACAAGCUGCUUCCUUGGAGUAAGUACAGUCGGGACUUGGUUGCCAGGUCCUGCCCUGAUAGGUCAUUUUGUGGUUUGGUAUAUUGAAGAAUUGCUUAAUUCAAAACCACCAAAGGAAAUUCAUCCAAGUCGAACCCACAAAGCAGAGAAUGUUCCCACAAUAUUGUGACAAGUUCUAAAUGUUUUAAGGACGUUCAUCAUUUCAAAUAAUGUUCCUCUAAGGUUAAAAGUGAAGUAAGACGGAACGUUUUAACAUUCAGAGGAUGCUUGGAGGAACUUGUCAGAUUAUGUUCCAUGACAACAGAAGAGGAGCGUUCUCAAACCAAUGUUAAAAAAAAUAUAUUUUCAAGAUGCUAUGGAGAUUUGAGAAGACAAUGUAAAAUGUAAUGUUAUAUAUUAACAAAGGUGUAACAUUUGCCUGCAAAAUUUUGCAUAGGAUUUGAGGACAUUGCUGGUUGGAACACUCCUACAAUGUUACAACAACAUUCUGGGAACUAAAAGAAAACUUUCUGCUGAAAACAUUGUUAGAAUUUUGCAGAACUUUACAAAGAAAAAUUCUAGCUGGGAAAUGACCACGUCCAUGUGCCUUCUACUCAUUGUAUUCUGUAAUAUUAUAAUAAUUAUACUAUAUUUAAUGUAUAUAUUAUUAAAAUAAUUACUUUGGAUGUGGGCUUUCCAGACAUAAAUGUGAAAAGUUCCUUCUGAUUUGACAUCCCUGUAUGAGGUGAACCAUCCACAACAGGGCAGAACACGAUACCACCAGUCUGGUAUCGUCUUUGAGCUUGGUGCAGGAACAAAAACUACUAAGAAACAAGCACUGAUCUGAUGGUGCUAUAUAUUCAGUAUAAGGGGCCAGAUCCAUUGACGCAACUGUAUGUUACUGUUCAUUUUAUGCAACAUUUAAGAUGAGAUACUGUGACUUCUACGUCUUAAAUGAAACUUUUUUAUCACUCAAGCAAUGUUCAAAGGGCUGUUAUAGGAAGUCUUACAUGAAAAAUUAAAUGGAAAGUGGAUUGUUAGUAGAUGGCCAUAGACUGUAAAAAAAGGGGAAAAAAACACAUCAAUGUAACUUUUUCAUUGAUUGAACAUUAACAGAGACCAAAUAUUUAUUCAGUAACACAUGCAACAUUAAGUCGUGUACAAACCUCAAAAGUCAUGACUUUUUUUUCACCUCUUGUUCAGAAAACAAGGUUGUACAUCAGCUGACACCUCAGCAAAACAGUUCAUCGCAACAGAGAAACUAAACUGCAGUAUUUUCAUACCAACACCUGUCCUUGGUAGGAAUGAAAAGCUACUAAAUUGUGAAAAGAAAAAUAGGUGAAAGAUAAAAAGGGAAUGUGGCAAGGUGGCAAAAAGAAAGUUUUUGAUUGUCCAUUUUUAUAUAUAUUUGAGCCACUUUAUUAUCAGAUGUGUCUUUUAAAUGUAAUUGUUUUAUUUUUAUAUUAUGUAUAAUCUUACUAAAUGCUUUCUAAUGCAAUGUACAGUAGGCAGUAGCUACUGAAUGAAGGCUGUUCUGUAAAGUGAUAGAAACAGUAUUAAACUUCAUUUUUUUUAAAGGAUUCAUGCAGUAUCUCUCAUAUAUGUAAUUAUUUGUUUGCAAGUAUUUUAUACACGGUAUGCAACACAUCUUGUAUGAUUGUUUUUCUACAAUUUGGAUAAAAUCUUGAGCAAAUGA
Messenger RNA from Amphiprion ocellaris (clown anemonefish), 2593 nucleotides. It is a transcript of the gene cxcl12b, whose product is annotated as chemokine (C-X-C motif) ligand 12b (stromal cell-derived factor 1). The transcript has 4 exons. Lineage: Eukaryota; Metazoa; Chordata; Actinopteri; Pomacentridae. Gene Ontology annotation, cellular component: extracellular region. The record is from RefSeq and is a predicted model, not a curated record. The coding region runs from base 92 to 400 and encodes 102 amino acids. Gene Ontology annotation, molecular function: chemokine activity; chemoattractant activity. Gene Ontology annotation, biological process: axon guidance; induction of positive chemotaxis; positive regulation of cell migration.